Molecule: messenger RNA, 8869 nt
Organism: Orcinus orca (killer whale)
Lineage: Eukaryota; Metazoa; Chordata; Mammalia; Artiodactyla; Delphinidae
Gene: TTC3
Product: tetratricopeptide repeat domain 3
Exons: 46
Coding region: 1457-7420 (1987 amino acids)
Biological process (GO): ubiquitin-dependent protein catabolic process
Molecular function (GO): protein binding; ubiquitin-protein transferase activity
Source: RefSeq, a predicted model, not a curated record
AAAUAAAAAUAUUAAAUAGGUAACAGUACAGUUGACAAGUGGGUUUGGCAAAGUUUUCUACUUUGGGGUAUGCAAAUUAAAAAUUUGGGAAGCACUGAGAUACGGAAUCAAGAUGAGUAGGGCACAGUGUGCCCUCUGGACAUAGUGAACCUACAGAGAGAAACCUGUAAUGACCAAACAGUAUAAAAAUUGCUGUCAAAAAGAAAUGAGCAGGGUGCUCGGGGCUUACAGAGAAGCGGUGCAAAAAUAAACUUGGUGGUAGUGAGAAGUUCAGGAAAUGCUUCCUGGAAUCGAGUGUUAAGGAUUGGUGGGCAUUGUGGUUGCAGAAUAAGGUUUGUUUAGAAGUGCCAGGCAGCUGAGUAUGACUGGCUUCUACGUUGCAUGUCAUGGAGUGACUAGAGAAAUGCAGGAACAGGAUCACCAAAGGCCUUCUGUGCUAUAGUAAGGAGUUUGGACUUUAUCCUGAAGAUGAUGAGAAGCUUCUCAAUUAUUUUAAGCAGUGAAGUGUUAUGAUCAGAGUUUUAGGGGAUGCCAAGAUUGAAGGCAAGUCACCAGUUAGGAGACUGCUUGUUUAAGUAGUUCAGAGGAGAAAAGGUGGAGCUGCAACCAAGGCAUUGGCAGUGGGCACGAAGAGGUGUAUGUGUGCUGAUUUUGGAUUCCUUAGAGGAGUCGAAAGGACAGGACUUCAUGGUCAGGUUGGUUAGGGAUGUUGAAGGAGACUGGGGGAGUGUAGACUGACCUCCAGAUUUCUGGUUUGGGUAACCAGGUGGCAUGUAGAGCAAUUAACUGGUAACAUACAGAAAGAGGAAAGAACUUGGUUUCAUUUGUUCUUGAGGAAAAAGAUAAGUUUGUUUUUGAACUUACUGAAUCUGAGAGGCUUGCGGGACAUCUUGGUUAAGACCCAGUAGCAGUCGAUAGGGAGGGUCUAGAAGUCAUGAGAUGCAACCCAGCCUGGAGAGAUUUGAGAGUCUUCAGCAUUUGGACAUGUCAGCUGUGGUUUGCUACAGUGAGUAUGAAGUAACUUAAAGUAGUACACAGAUUAAAAAAAUAAGAAUUUAACGUGUCUGAAAAACGUAAGCUGUAUUUCAAACCUAUAAUAUCAUGGAUAUUAUCACUUAGACCAAGUGAGCCCCAAAAGAAGGGAAUAUUAAGUAAAUAAAACACAUGGGAUCUGUGGAAAUGGCAAAAAUUGUGGUGAAGCUAUGCAAAUGAUGGAAGUUCAGAAAGUGCUGUUUUAAGGCAUGGGUAUGGUGGAUAAGGUCACCCAAGGAGAGAGUAAGCGUGAGAAGAAAAGAGAGUUGACAUUUGGGUGGCGGGGAAUGGAAAAGAAGAGCCAUGGAGACUGAGGAAGAGCAGCCAGAAGAAUAGGAGGAGAACCAGGAGAAGAUGGUCUUUGGAGUCCAAAUGAAGAGUUCUGAGAAGGAGGAAGUGGUCAACAGCGUCAAGAGGGUGCACCAUGGACGAUUUUGCCCUGGGAAAUUUCACUGUAGCAGAUUAUGCCUUGUUAGAAGAGUGCCCUUAUGUGGAUGAUUGUGUCUUUGCCUCCGAAUUUAUGUCCAAUGAUUAUGUUCGUGUGACUCAACUUUACUGUGACGGGGUGGGUAGACAGUAUAAAGAUUAUACCCAAAGUGAGGGAAACUUAGAGUUUGAUAUCUGCACUAUGUGGUGUAGUAAACCUAUUUCUAUCCUGCAAGAUUACUGUGAUGCCAUUAAAAUACACGUCUUCUGGCCACUUCUGUUUCAACGUCAACAUAGUUCUGUAAUAUCACGGUUGCAUCCCUGUGUGGAGGCGAACAGUUCUCAUGCUUCUGAGAUAAGUUUGAAGAAAUUACAACAUCUUGAGUUGAUGGAAGAUAUUGUGGAUUUGGCAAAGAAAGCUGCGAAUGAUUCAUUCUUUAUUGGAGGCUUAUUGAGAAUUGGUUAUAAAAUAGAAAAUAAAAUCUUGGCAAUGGAAGAAGCUUUGAAUUGGGUGAAAUACACAGGCGAUGUAACAAUUUUACCUAGGUUAGGAGCAGUUGACAAUUGUUGGCCUAUGUUAAGUAUUUUCUUUACUGAAUACAAGUAUCACAUUACUAAAGUUGUAACAGAAAACUGCAAUUUGCUUGAAGAAUUUAAAACUCAAAGUUGUGCGGAGUGUCUAGAGCAAGGAGAACUAAUGAAAAUGAAAGGAAAUGAAGAGUUUUCCAAAGAAAGAUUUGAUAUAGCUAUUAUCUAUUACACCAGAGCCAUUGAAUGUAGACCUGAAAAUCACCUUCUUUAUGGUAACCGAGCUCUUUGUUUUCUUCGCACUGGACAAUUUAGAAAUGCACUUGGUGAUGGAAAGAGAGCUAUUAUUCUGAAGAACAAUUGGACAAAGGGUCAUUAUCGUUAUUGUGCUGCUCUUUCUAUGCUGGGGGAAUAUGACUGGGCCCUGCAAGCAAACAUAAAAGCUCAAAAACUCUGUAAAAAUGACCCUGAGGGAAUCAAGGAUCUAAUUCAGCAGCAUGUAAAGUUACAAAAACAAAUAGAAGACCUGCAAGGUCGAACACCAACUAGGAAUCCAAUUAAAGCCUUCUAUGAAAGCAGGGCCUACAUACCUAGUUUAUCAGCACCUGCAUUUAGUACUUCACUUAACUUUGUGGAGACUGAAAAAAAUUCCAGAAAACCUAACCACGAAAUGGCAAACGGUGGUAAUCAGAAUCCAAAGGUGGCAGAUGAAGCUUUGAAGGUAGAUGAUUGUGACUGUCAUCCUGAAUUUCUGCCACCAUCAAGUCAGCCUCCAAAAUAUAAAGGAAAACAAAAAUCCCGAAACAAUGAAUUGGAGAAGUUCAGUUCUGGUUCACAAGGGAGUUUACCAGUAGAUUUGAAAAACAUCUUGGAGAAACAGUUUUCUAAAUCCUCCAGAGCUGCACACCAGGAUUUUGCUAAUAUAAUGAAAAUGCUGAGAAGCUUAAUCCAGGAUGGUUACACGGCUUUGUUGGAGCAGCGCUGCCGCAGUGCUGCCCAGGCCUUCACAGAGUUGCUCAAUGGUUUAGAUCCUCAAAAAAUAAAGCAACUGAACCUGGCCAUGAUUAACUACGUCUUAGUAGUCUAUGGACUUGCCAUUUCACUCCUUGGAAUAGGACAACCUGAGGAGUUAUCUGAGGCUGAAAACCAGUUUAAGAGGAUGAUUGAACACUACCCCAAUGAGGGACUUGAUUGCUUGGCUUACUGUGGAAUUGGAAAAGUGUACUUGAAAAAAAACAGAUUUCUAGAAGCUCUUAAUCAUUUCGAGAAAGCAAGAACCUUGAUCUGUCGUCUUCCUGGAGUGUUAACUUGGCCCACAAGUAAUGUGGUUAUUGAAGAGACUCAGCCAGGGAAAAUAAAGAUGCUGUUAGAGAAAUUUAUUGAAGAAUGCAGGUUCCCUCCAGUGCCGGAUGCCAUUUGUUGCUAUCAGAAGUGCCGUGGAUAUUCCAAAAUCCAGAUAUACAUAACUGAUCCAGACUUUAAGGGUUUUAUACGAAUCAGCUGUUGCCAGUACUGUAAAAUAGAAUUCCAUAUGAACUGUUGGAAGAAGUUAAAAACAACCACCUUUAAUGAUAAAAUUGACAAGGAUUUUCUGCAAGGAAUUUGUCUUACUCCUGACUGUGAAGGAAUCAUUUCAAAGAUUAUCAUCUUCAGCAGUGGUGGUCAAGUUAAAUGUGAAUUUGAACACAAAGUCAUUAAAGAAAAGGUUCCUCCAAGACCUAUUCUGAAACAGAAAUGUUCUAGCCUAGAGAAGUUAAGACUGAAAGAAGACAAAAAAUUGAAGCGGAAGAUCCAAAAAAAGGAAGCAAAAAAAUUAGCACAAGAAAGAUUGGAAGAGGACUUAAGGGAAAGUAAUCCACCUAAAAUUGAAGAGCAGAAAGAAACUAUAGACCGUGUUCAGAGUUGCCAGUUCCUUGAUGACAGAAUUCUGCAGUGCAUAAAGCAGUAUGCUGACAAGAUUAAGUCCGGGAUACUGAAUACUUCCAAGCUUCUCAAAGAGUUGCUUUCUUGGAAGGUUUUAACCACAGAAGACUACACAACCUGUUUUUCUAGCAGAAAUUUUCUCAAUGAAGCAGUGGACUAUGUCAUUUGUCAUUUGGUUCAAGAAAAGAAUAGAGUAAAGACAAGGGUUUUUCUGCAUGUUUUGAGUGAACUUAAAGAAGUGGAACCAAAAUUAGCCACCUGGAUCCAAAAACUUAAUAGCUUUGGCUUAGAUGCCACAGGACCUUUUUUUUCUCGUUAUGGGGCCGCUCUCAAGGAGCUUGAUUUUAGCAUCAUGACUUUUCUCUGGAAUGAGAAAUAUGGUCAUAAACUAGGCUCUAUAGAAGGAAAGCAGCUUGAUUAUUUCUGUGAGCCAGCGUCACUGAAGGAAGCGCGAUGUUUAAUAUGGCUGCUGGAAGAACACAGAGACAAGUUCCCAGCACUGCAGAAUGCUUUGGAUGAAUUCUUUGAUAUAAUGGACAGCCGCUGCACUGUAUUAAGGAAACAGGACAGUGGUGAUGUGCCAUUUAAUUCUACCAAGAUAAAAAACAAAGGCAAGAAAAAGAAGCCAAAAGAUUCAAAGCCUAUGUUAGUUGGGUCUGGAACCACUUCAGUCGCACCAAAUAAUGAGACUGUCACUUCAGGUGAAGACCAUAACAAACGCAAUUCAAAUUCUGCGGGCCCAUUUGUAGUGCCUGACCAUCUUCGUCACGAUGUAGAAGAAUUUGAAGCUCUGUAUGGACAGCACAGUAAUGAAUAUGUUGUCCGUAAUAAGAAGCUGUGGGACAUUAACCCAAAACAAAAAUGUUCAACUCUAUAUGAUUAUUUCUCUCAGUUGUUAGAGGAACAUGGUCCCUUGGACAUGAGUAACAAGAUGUUUUCUGAAGAAUAUGAGUUUUUCCCAGAAGAAACUCGACAGAUACUAGAAAAAGCAGGUGGUUUGAAAUCUUUUCUCCUGGGAUGUCCUCGUUUUGUUGUGAUUGACAACUGUAUUGCAUUGAAGAAAGUUGCGUUACGGCUUAAGAAAAAGAGAAAGAAGAAAAACAUUAAGACAAAAGUAGAAGAAAUUUCGAAAACAGGAGAGUAUUUACAAGUUAAACUACCGCUGAAUCCAACUGCUAGGGAAUUUAAACCAGAUGUGAAAUCCAAACCAGUGUCUGACUUAUCUUCAGCACCAGCUUCUGAGGAUGUGAAGCCCCACCUUACAUCUGCUAAUUCUCCCCAGUCACCUUGUGAAGCUGUGAAGCCGAAACUAAUUUCCGAUAAUUCUUCCAAAUCAGUUUCUGAGGAUGAGAAGCCCAAAGGGGUGUCUUCUGAUUCUCCCAAACCAGUCUCCGAGGAGACAAGUCACAAACAUGUCUCCUCUAAUUCUCCCAAACCAGUUACAGAGGAUGUGAAACCAACCUAUUGGACUCAACCCCAGUUGGUCACAGGAUACUGUACGUAUCUUCCCUUUCGGGGAUUUGACAUUACCCAGACACCACCAGCGUUUAUAAAUGUGUUACCGACUUUGCCCCAGUAUAGCAUUUAUGCACCUCUGGCCAGAGUUUCUUCUGAAUAUCAGCUGCAAAGAUCAAUACCAGUGGUGCCGUCUUUUGUAGCCAGUGACAUAACAGAAGUGCGUUUUGAGGGCCAUCAUUUCAGUGCUGAGAAUGCCCCUGGUAACCAGAUUGCCUCUGAAACACAAAUCCUUCAGGAAUCUUUGGAAAUACCAGUAAAGUCACAGUGCAUCACGGAUGGUGCUGAUACAGCCCAAAGUGAGUCUAACAGAACUGAUGACCACUGUGGAAAUUCUGCCAAGCAGGAAGUAAAUCCAGAAAGCACCGAUGAAGUAACAGAUAUUCCACAUACACAAAUGGUUGCUGUACAGGUGUCUCGGAAUAUAAUGCAUCAAGAAGUCAAUACUGAGCCGUAUGAUCCUUUUGAGGCACAACAGGGGAGUAUUUCACAGAUUGAAAAGGAGUACCAAGUUUUACAAGAGCAGCUUAAGGAAGCAUGUGAAAAUUAUGAGCAGAGAAAUAUCAAGGGCUCAGAAGAAACCAAGGAUUUGGAAGAAAAGUUGAAAAGGCACCUAGAAGAAAACAAGAUCUCAAAGACAGAAUUAGAUUGGUUCCUCGAAGAUUUGGAAAAGGAAAUUAAAAAAUGGGAACAGGAGAAAAAAGAAAUCCAAGAGAGACUAACGGCACUGAAGAAGAAGAUGAAAAAGGUUUUAAAUGCCAGUGAAAUGUAUACCCAGGAAAACGCUGGAAAGGAAAAGGAACGUGAAUUACUUCUGGACCAGUCCUUUGAAAUCAGUAAUACAUUUAUGAAUGAGAAAAUGAAAAUAGAAGAGUGUAUAAAGAAAGAGAAAGAGCAUUAUGAAGAGAGUCUUCAAAGGGCUGUGGAUGCAGAGGUAUCUGUGCUCGAAAACUGGAAGGAGACGGAAGUAUAUAAGUUACAGAACAUGGAGUCACAAGCCGAAGGAUUUCUUAAGAACCUGAAGCUAAUGAGCAGUGAUUCUGCAGCAUAUACUGUCAUGGAAUCUGACAUACAUUCAUGGGAAUCAUUUCUUUCUAAUGUUAGAGAAGAAAUUGAGAAAGCAAAGUCUCAGUUUGAAGAGCAAAUUCAAGCAAUUAAAAAUGGUUCUCGGCUCAGUGAACUUUCUAAAGUGCAGAUUUCUGAGCUUUCAUUUCCUCCCUGUAACACAAUUCAUCCUAAGUUACUUCCUGAGUCUUCAGACCAUGAUGAUCAAGGCCCCUCCACUUCUACAAGUCACAGGACUGGAGACCGAACAGCAGUUCCCGAGGAAUCAAGUCUGGUCUCUGCUACCGAUGGCCCAGUGGAGUCACCCUCCUGUGAGCCAGAAGCCGGCCGGCUGCCAGAGUGUGAGAGCGCCGGCCAGGCAGCUCGGUCAGAGCCAAGCCCGGUGGCUGAUCAGAAGUUACCUGGUGCUCCAGGACGUGCCACCCGCUCAAGCCAGUCUCCGAAGAAACCGUUCAAUAGUAUUAUUGAGCACCUGUCAGUGGUGUUCCCCUGUUACAGCAGCACCGAGCUUGCUGGUUUUAUUAAAAAAGUGAGAAACAAAAACAAGAACUCGCUCUCUGGAUUGAGUAUUGACGAAAUUGUCCAAAGAGUGACAGAACACAUUCUAGAUGAAGAGAAAAAGAAAAAGCCAAAUCCAGGAAAGGACAGGAGGCCGUCUGAGCCCAGCUCUGCUGCUUCUGUGACCAGGGCCACCCAGGGCCCGCCCUUCGUGCUUGUUGGAUCAUCACGCGAAAGCCAGGGGCAGAAGACAGACGACGUCCCUGUGUCCGGUGCAAAUUCCUGUGAAAUAUGCCUGGAAGUAUUCAAAUCCAAAAAUGUACGUGUGCUGAAAUGUGGGCACAAGUUUCACAAAGGGUGCUUCAAGCAAUGGCUUAAGGAGCAGAGCACUUGCCCAGCCUGCCUGGCUCGUGAUCUCCUGUCAGAAGAGUAACCUGCCCUUCUGGAAGAGGCCCACCCACUGUUCUAGGUAGUUACAAUUCACUAGAGUAUAUACUGUUUGUUGAGUUGGAAGAAUAACAAUAUACUACCUUUGAUAUAAAAAGCAACAUGUGAAGAUUCUUUGCACUGUGCUUCACAGUGCUAAUAAAUGGAAAUCUUUAAUACAGCUGACAGUAAGUAAGUUCCCAACUCUGACUAGCCGCUUAAUAAUCGCCAAAUGGUGUCUGAUAAAGUUAUGUGUGACCACAUCCUUAUAUUGCUGGGGCUGCUUGCAGAGGUGCUCUCUGAGAUGGAAGGAAAACAUGGUGAGUGCCUCAAAGCAGGACUUAAAUUAUAAGUAUCCUUGAUCUUUUAAAGUGCCCCACGUUAAAGUUUUUUGAGAUUAGUAUUCCUAAACAAAUGCCUACGUUUUUCCUUAAAGAUUCUGCAUUUUAAAAAACGGGCUUAAGCAAACCACAUUUGACUAGGUUGUAGCUGAUGUUAAAAUAUCGGCUGAUUCAGACCAAAAGAUUCCUUCAGAUCUCCUUCCUCUUCAUGUGAUUUUGAUUUUUCAUUUCAUUAUUUUAUUUCUCCCCAGUAGAUUUAUAAGUGCUUGUUUUUCAUAUUUUAAAGACAUAAUGAUGUUUGAAAAUCACACAAUAAACUUAUUAACAUCAGCCAAGACUUUUUUUAACCCCUAAAACUGAGGCUCCGUAUCCAUUACCCCAGCCCCACAUUGGGAACUUACUCUGAAUACUUCUCUGUUCUCAUUAGUGAUGUCGUCCCUCUUUAUGAGUUAGACAACAAGUGUUUGGGGGUCUCUGUCUAGCACACAGUGGGCACUUUCCUUAUCCUACCACCAAAAAGAGACACUUGUGUAAUUAGACAGUCCCGAGGAGUCCCUGUUACAAUUGUUCAGUGUUUGACAUUUGUGUAAAGUAAUGCAUGCUCUCUUGUACUGUGGCCUGAGAACAAAACUGUAACUGCAUUAGAAACUUAAAAAAUUAGUUCUCUGUAGUGACUUCAUAGGCAGUAGUAGUAAAUACAGAAACAUGAAUUCUGGACACAUUCCAUUUCUCUCAAACAGGAAGGGUCAAAAAAUGUUUUUUCCGUGUGUUCUUUGUUACCCGCUAGAAGCUCACAGUCGCAAGUUCAUGAGCUGAUUUGGUCGCUUCCCUCUGCCUUGGUUCCCUGUGAGUUCUGAUGUCUUAGUGACUUAGUGCAUAGAAGCUUCCUCCAUAUUUCGAAGCAGGUCCCUAAAACAUUGUCUGCAUGUUCAGAAUAACUGAGGACUUGUAGAUAUGAAGAUACACAGGGCCCAGUUUGUAGCAGCAGGUACAAAGGGAAAGAAGAGCAGCUGGAGAGAAAGAGAACGUGUUUUGUACAUAACUUCAAACAAAUACUUGUGAACAUGCCUUACACGUGUCCUGUAAGUGUCGAAAUAAAAAGCAUUCUAAAAUAA